GACGCCUCACCUCAAUCACUCUGAAAGGCCUUGAGACUUUGUGCUCUUUACUACGUGCGUCUAUAAAAAGAGCUUUCCUCCUCAACGAAAUCAACAGCAGACCCAUUUCCUACUGAGCAUUUCAUUACCAAGUGGAGAGAGCGCAGGAGAGGAGAGGGAUCGUAGCUGCGUGUGGCCAGAUCUGUGGACAAAAGCUGGGAGAAAAACGACGGGAGAAACAUUGGAAUGAGGCUGAAGAUGAUGUGUCACUUGCGUUUUUUCGUGGCUUUGAUGGCAUCCAUGUGCAUCCCUUGUUUUGGGUCGUGGUGCUUGGACAGCUCCAUUUGCAACAACUUGACCAGUGAGGACAGAAUACUGGACUGCGUUCACUACUGCAUGUCUGUGAUCCAGACUGAAAUCCCAGACCUUGGAGCAUCAACCCUGCAGGUUGAUGACGAUGACGACGACCUCUUACUCAACGCCGUUCUGGCUUCUGAAGACAAGCUCUCAGACCCGUCAGAGUCAGGUGUGAGAGCCCACGACGAGCAGCGCCGCUCUUAUUCCAUGGAGCAUUUCCGCUGGGGGAAGCCCUCCGGACGCAAACGUAGGCCCGUUAAAGUCUUUGCCUCUUCUCUGGAGGGAGGGGGCUCUUCGGAGAUCAGCUUUCCCUUCCGAGCUCGUAGGCACCUGAGCAGCGGUGGCAAGGAUGGAGCGCAGGUGGGUGUCAGAAAGAGAAAUCUUCAAAAUGAGGGUUCGCCCGUGUCUCGAGUCAGCCCGAGGGCCCAUGCUCCAGUCAACCAGCAGGAGAGAAAAGAAGGGACCUACCGGAUGAGUCACUUCAGAUGGGGCAGCCCACCUGCAUCCAAACGAAAUGGCAGCCUCAUCAAGCCGAGGGAGGAGAAACCUCAGGGGCAGCUGGCAAAGUUCUUCAGAAACAUUUUAGUGAAAGACAUGCACAAGAUAAUGGGAUGAGUGCGUCACCGAUCCGAUGCCAAUGACUUCAAAGAGCACCUGCAUGUUAGUUCAGACUCGUCUAAAUGUAAAUUAAAGGAUCAUGUUGCCAUCUUUAGCAUCUUGCUCAAUGUGUUUUUUUUCUAGUCAAAUGUUUCAAUAACCUUGAAGUGGAAAAAUAAAUAAAUAAAAAAGCUGUUUCUAUAUAUAAAAUAAAAAAACUGAAGCACACAAUGACUGCCUGAAAUUCCCUUUCCAUGAGUUCAUUUUUUAUUGUAGGAAAAAGAGCAUUUUGAUCUUGUGUCUGGAAUCUGCCUGAUUUUUGACAAAUUGUAAACACUUUUUGUAAACAAUAUAUAUUAAAUGUUGUGGCUGCUGCAAACAACCGA
Messenger RNA from Menidia menidia (Atlantic silverside), 1319 nucleotides. The record is from the annotation of a GenBank genome assembly. NCBI's taxonomy places the organism in Eukaryota, Metazoa, Chordata, Actinopteri, Atheriniformes, Atherinopsidae.